AUGUCACAGGACGACAUCCACGGGCGCUUCCUGGCAGCCGCCAUGAAAUGCGACACUAGGGCCAUGCAACAAGAGUUCCACCAUCUGCUGUCGGUUGCAGAGAGCCGAAACCAAGACUGUCUAUUUCUGAAACGGCGGCACGAGCACGAGGUCGAGGCGAAUCACGGCGAAAUGGAUUGGAUGCGAGCGCGGAUUCAGUGCUUGGAAGAGGAGAUGCGCCGCGUUGCCGAAUACAAGAAGAAAGCUGGACGGGCCUGCUACAGCCUGGAUCAGAAUGGAGACGUGCAAAUCGCAGGGCCAUCUCGACAUACGGCAUUUGCGUUCUAG
Molecule: messenger RNA, 327 nt
Organism: Alternaria arbusti
Lineage: Eukaryota; Fungi; Ascomycota; Dothideomycetes; Pleosporales; Pleosporaceae
Exons: 2
Coding region: 1-327 (108 amino acids)
Source: RefSeq, a predicted model, not a curated record